Messenger RNA from Anneissia japonica, 10008 nucleotides. RefSeq names its product maternal protein tudor-like. The record is from RefSeq and is a predicted model, not a curated record. NCBI's taxonomy places the organism in Eukaryota, Metazoa, Echinodermata, Crinoidea, Comatulida, Comatulidae. The transcript is spliced from 5 exons. Gene Ontology annotation, biological process: spermatogenesis. Bases 127 to 8934 code for a protein of 2935 amino acids.
GUCCAAUCCAACCACAUGUUCCGUUUCGUUGCCCGCGAUCGGGUUAGCGACAUAUUGCCUGUUGAUGUAUGAAUAUUUUUCACUUACAAAACUAUACUGUCAAAUGAAAUAAACCUCAACUCAACCAUGUCAAUGCGGUUCUUAACCUUGGAUGUUGGGGGUACAUAUGCUGUCACACCAAGUCAUGUCAAUACUCCACAAGACUUUACUUGUCAGCUGGUGGCUCACUACAAUCAAAUCAAUGAACUCACGACAGAAUUGAGUCUUUUCCAUGAAGUACUCUUACCAACAGUUGAGGGAAAUUUACCACAUGAUUAUCUUGUCCCAGGGUCUGUGGGGUGUGUCAAGUCAAAAAAUGGAAAAUGGUAUCGAGCUGUGUUGGUAUCACUGCCACGGAAUGACAUGAUCCAAGCAAAGUUCUUGGAUUAUGGCACCUUAGAAGAAGUCCAUGUUUCAAACUUAAAACAGAUUAGUAAACAAGAGUUUGUAGAUAUUCCGAUACAAGGAUUGGAAUUUAAACUAUGGAAUGUGAAACCACUAGGUCUGUCAUGGUCAGAAUCUGAGAACAACUUUUUUCAAAAUAUGGUGUUGGGAAAAGAAUUUGUUGUUAAGGUCAUCAAUGUAACCCCAGAGCGCCAUUUUGAGGUUAGUAUGCUCGAUCACGACAGACUUGAAAUUAAUCGACACUUCAAAGGUAUGACAUCAUCAAGCAACAAUGCAGUAUCACCACCACCUAUAGGAAUGCAGAGACAACCAAUCCUUCAUAAUUCACAAAGAAAUGUCAGAGGUCAGGGCAUUGCAUCUGGCUUACUUCCAAGAAAUCAACAACCACCAUCCAAGGUUUUGUCUCAUAAUGCUAACCAAGUGUUAUCUCUGAAGAAUCAGGUUUUAAAAGUUGGGUCUUCUUCCGUUGUUACAGUGGCUGUUAUCAAUAGUUUCACAGAUGUUGUCUGUCAUGUGACCCAAAACAUCCCUAUGCUUGAUGCCUUGAUGAGUGAUAUAGAUCAAUUCUAUUCAGCGCUAAUGCCAAAUGAUCUUGCAUUAGGCGGAGUUGUUCCUGGCAUGGCAUGCUGUGCUAGAUAUACUAAUAACAAUAACUGGUACCGUGCUGAAAUAGUCAGCAUGCAAGGACGAGGUAUAGAAGUUGAAUACGUUGAUUAUGGUAAUAGAGAAGUAUUACCAAUUAGCCGUUUGAAAAAAAUAAGUACGGCUUUUAUGUCUGUUCCAAAGCAAGGUGUGCAUUGUACUCUAGUCGAGGCAGAGAAUUCACUUAAUUACUCCCAAGAUGCAUUAGUAAUGUUUAAAAGACAAGUAAAUCAAAAUUUAUCUGCUCAAGUUAUGAAAGAGGUCCAGCCAGGCAAGUAUUUUAUAAUUCUCUCUGACAACGUUGGACAAAAUCUUUUGUCAAGAUUAAUGAUUCCCUCUUGUGCUGGUGAUGCUGGACAAAAUGUUCCAACUAUUCCAUCUAUCAGACUGAACCCUGGUCAGCAGAUUUCAGUAGAAGUAACAAGUGUUGUCAGCGUUAGUAGAUUCACUUGUCAACUGAAGAAUUCUACUGCAGAGCUUGAUGCAAUGAUGGACAAAAUGCACAGUUAUUACACUACUAACAGUAGUAAUAUUUCUCUCACCAACUCCUCAAGAGGUAUGCAUUGUUGUUGCCAGUUCACGGAGGAUGAUGGGUGGUAUCGUGCAGAAAUCACCAAUUUGAAUGGUGGGGAAGCAGAGGUCAAAUAUGUUGACUAUGGUAACAGUGAGAGACUGCCAUUAAACAGGAUCAAAGAUCUUCAGUUGGAAUUUAUUACUCUUCCAAAGCAGAGUAUUGAUUGCUGUGUAGAUGUUGCUUUCAAUGAAGCUAACAUUGAGUCACUGACAAGCAAAUUUGAAAGCUUAACUCAGGAGAAAAAUCUAACUGCAAUAGUUCUGCAAACUGAAGCAGAUGGAAGAUUCCGCCUCAAAUUGAUUGAUGGUAGUUCAGAUAUUGGACUGCAGUUACUUCAGUCACAGGAACCUCAAAAGCAGUUACCAAGAGGGCAAACUAAAUCAACUCAUCAUGCAUUGCUACAACAGCAAAUAUCAAACAGCUUCAACUAUCCAAAAUCAACUCUUCAGAUUGGUGUGGAACAAAAAGUGUAUGUUAGUCAUGUUGACAACCCAGAGUGCUUCUAUGUCCAACUCAGUGACUCUGCAGAAAAAAUGGAUGAAAUUGUUGAUGCUAUUCAUGAUCACUAUUCAAAACUAGGUCCAAAUGAUGAGACCUGCAUUCCUGAACUGGGUAUGCCAUGUAUCACUAAAUAUACAGCAGAUAAUGGAUGGUACAGAGCUAAGAUUACUGGUAUGUAUCAUAAUGGAGAUGUUCAAGUUAUUUUUGUUGAUUAUGGGAAUAUAGAAGUACUCAAAGGGUCUAAACUGAAAGAGCUUCAUAAGGAUUUCAUGUUGCUGCCUUCUCAGGGAAUCAAGUGUGCUUUAAUGGGAAUACAGAGUGGUGGACAAGAAUGGAGUGGAGACAUCACCUAUGGAUUUGAGGAACUCGUACUGAACAAAGAACUUUCAAUAAAUGCACUUCAGUACAACACUAAAUCCGAUUUGUACCAAGUACAGUUAUUUGAUAGUGACAGAAGCAACCUCUCUGUCAAGCUUUUAAAGAUGGCUGGAAGUGGAGCAGCUGGAGUCGCUACUAAUCCUUAUGAUGUUAUAACAUUCACCAAAGGACAAUAUGAGAAUGUUAUGAUAUCUCAUUCAGAGGAUCCAGGUAAUUUCUGGUGCCACAUUUCUGAAAAGAUACCAGAGAUUGAUGCUUUAAUGGAUGAUCUGUUUGAAGCAUAUGAUAGUAACUCUAGCCAAAGUCUUGGAUCAAAAGCUAAAGCCGGAUUGACUUGUUGUGCGAAGUACACCGACGAAUCUUGGUACAGAGCAAAAAUCCUCAAAGUCAAGGGCCAGGAUGCAAGUAUUCAGUUUGUUGAUUAUGGUAAUAUAUCACUUGUAAAAACAAGUGACCUUAAGCCACUUCAACACAAAUUUGAGAACCUGCCAGAGCAAGCCAUUGCAUGCUCUUUGGUUGAUAUAGCACCAAUUGGUGCUUCCUGGAGUGAACAAAGCGUUACAGUUUUUAAUGAAAUGGUGAUAGAUAAGAAAUUAGUACUUCAUGUAAUCAGUCAAGAAGAAUCUGGAAGAUCACUUGUAGAACUUGUAAACACUCAAGAAGAUAAAGUAAUCAAUGAAGCCAUGGUCAAUAAGGGACUUGCUAAAUCAACAAAAUCCUCAUAUAGUAGUAAAUCUUCAAGAUCAUCUUCAAGAGUGAGUUCUAAAGGUAGACAAUUAAUCCGAAAUAAUUCUCAGGAUAGCCUUAUCCAGGGUAAUUUGUCCAACUCUGGUUCCACAACAAGUCUUCCAUCACUUGUUGUUCUUGGCUUUAAAGAUGCAUCAUAUCGUCCAGGAUGUAAGCUUCCUGUGUAUAUAUCACAUGCUUGCUCACCAGCAGAAUUUUGGUGCCAGUCUGUUGAAACCUCUGGAAUGCUGGAUGAACUCAUGAAUAAAAUAGACCAGCAUUACAGCAAGCUGGAGCGAUCUGAACACAGUCUAGACACAACAACUGUUGGAACUCCUUGUAUUGCAAAAUACACAGCAGAUGAAGGAUGGUAUAGAGGCAUUAUUGUAAAUAAACAUAUGGGCUGCCUUGAAAUCAACUUCGUAGACUAUGGUAACACUGAACGGGUAUCUGUGACAGAUGUUAAGCAAAUCCUGCCCGAGUUCUUGGAGCUGCCAAUCCAAGGACUGAAGUGUGUAGUAAAGGGGAUGCAGACCAAAGGAACCAGUAAGUCAAUGGUGAAACAAUUUGCAGAUGUUGCCUCAGGGAUUGAACAGUUUAGUUGUAGUAUUCUUACAGAAUCUAGUGGUGUAUACGAAGUUGACCUGGAAUGGAAUGGGAAGAAAAUGAGCUCAGAACUUGCAUCUUCUAAAAACAAAAAAGAAAGGUCUAAUUCACAAAGAAGCAAUAUAAGUGAUGAUGUUUUUGGAAUGCCAGCAAUAAAAGGAAAUCAAAAUGCGAGAUUAACUCCACCACAAAAGGAUAGUGUAGACAGUGGAAGAUUAAGUGUUCCAUCUAACAGAACCACUAACUUUGGAAGUCCUGGCAGGGGAGGUUUUGGACAGAAACCAGAUAGGAUUGAGAGUAAACAAAGAAGGGAACCCUCAUUGUCAUAUGUUAUUGACUCAGUUGGAGUGGGAGGAUAUGAAGAUGUUGUAGUCAGCCAUAUUGAAAAUCCUAAUCAGUUCUGGUGCCAGCCAGCAAAAUCAUGUGCAGAGUUAGAUCAACUGAUGGAUUUGUUGAACCAAGAUGAGCAUCUUCCAAUUGAUGAUGUCAGAUCAGGAUCUCCUUGCUUAGCCAGAUUCAGAGAUGAUGAUAGUUUGUACCGGGCUGUAAUCAAAAGGCAGCUUCCAAAUUCUAAAGUAGAUAUCCAGUUUAUUGACUAUGGUAAUAGUGAUACUGUCUCAGUAAAAGAUUUAAAGAUAAUAAAACCUAGCUUCACCACCCUACCUGCACAAGCCAUUGAAUGCAGAAUUAAAGGCCUGCAAACAGAAGCUUCUAUUCUAACUGAUGACUUUGAAGGUUUGGUUGCAGAGAAACAGCUUGUCGCUUAUAUUUCAGGAAAGAAAGACAAGAUUUUAGAAAUUGUGCUUACAGAUACAUCAGGUGGAAAAGAUACUAUGAUAGCUGAUCAGUUAAACCUCAAAGCUGCUAACAAACCAAUGAAAUUCACACCUUUGAAUAUCAAAGUUGGUGACAAAGAAGACAUUUACAUCACCUGCACUGAUAAUGGAGGAGUAAUAUAUGCACAGUUUGGUAGCCAAGCAUCUUUGCUGGAAGAAAUACAGAACCGACUUCAGUCAUACUACACUAGUACCAAAAGUGAAAAUCUGUCUUGCUUUAACGUAAAAAAAAAUUGUUGUGCACUCUUCAAAGAUGACGAAAUGUGGUACCGAGCCACUAUUGAGGGACAUGGUGAGAAUGGAAAGGUCCUGGUAAGGUACACUGACUUUGGAAAUACAGAAGUUCAGGAGAAGUCAACUUUGAAAGAUUUGAUUCAUGCAGUUGCUGAUGUGCCACCACUUGCUCUCAAGUGUAUCAUUAAUGUUGAUAAUGCUAACAAAUGGAAUCAUGAUACCAAUCAGAAAUUCAGUGAAAUGGUUACAGAUAAACUUUUAAAAGCUGAAUUUUUGUCAGACUCAGUACCAUAUACAGUGAAACUGACACUUGAUGGAGGAGAUGUUGGAGACCUAUUUAGAUCCAAAGUUGUAGACUUUCCUCCAGAAGUACCUCUCAAGUUCAAAAGCAAUCAUAAUCUUCUGAAGGAUAAGAUUGAGGUAUAUGUUUGCCACACAGUUUCUCUUGACCAGUUUUGGUGUCAGCCUGCCAGUAGUGCUGAUGACCUAUCAGAGAUAAUGAAUUCUAUUCAUGAAGUUUAUAGCUGUUUGGGACAAAAAGAAAGAGCAGUUCAAGAAUUCACUGUCAAUACUCCAUGUGUUGCCAAAUUUGCUGAUGAUGAUGGCUGGUACAGAGGCCUGAUUGCUGGUUCAAGUGAUGAAGGAGUACAUGUAAUGUAUGUAGAUUAUGGUAAUAGUGCUGUGGUGUCUGCUACAGACAUUAAAACCAUUACACAAGAGUUUAUGUCCUUACCACCACAAGCAGUAUGUUGUCAGUUGAAGGGUGGUCAGAACUGGAAAGAAGGGGCAGUUGAGAAAUUUGAAGAAGAAACAACAGAUAAGAAGCUACUAGCUGAGGUGGUUGGAAAGAAAUUAGUUGAAUCUGACAUGGUCAUCAGAGUCAAUCUUCUUGAUAUGGGUGUCAGUGUUCUCCAGAAGCUUCUAGAUGCAGAACUUGGAGAGGUUCCUGAUGAAGAAGAAGUUGAGCCACUAUUGUUUUAUAAGUCAUCUUUGACAUUAGUUCAAGCUAAUGAGUUACUUGAAGUAUAUGUAUCUUCGGUUAACUCUAUCGAUGAUUUUAACGUUCAGCUCAACAAAACUGCCAAUGAACUAUCAACUGUCAUGGACACUAUUUUUGAAAUCUAUUCAAGUGAUAAUAUCGAGAAUGCUCCUCAUGUUCAGGGUCCGUGUAUAGCAAAGUAUGCAGAGGAUGGAGGCUGGUACAGAGGAGAGGUAACAGAAGUAGCAAGUGAAACUGGUCUUGUAUUUUUUGUAGACUAUGGCAACUCUGAACAUGUUCCUUGGACAGAUAUCAAGAGAACUUGUAUUGAAGCUACAGUAUUACCAGCACAGGCUGUAAAAUGCAAGCUAUCCCUUCCAGAGAACAUGAAUUCAAUGAAAGAGGAACUGAUAUUUAAGUUUCAGGAGGCAAUUUCAGAUAAGCUAUUAACUGCAGAAUUUUUGGUAUCAACUGAUGAUGUCUGGGAAGUAAAGUUGAGAGAAGAUGGUCAACUUGUUGCAGACAAUUUGGUGAAAACAGACGUAGCACCAAAUCAAGUUGAAGCUGCCCCAUCACAAACUUACAAGUCAUUAUGCUUCAAGGAAGGUGAUGAAAAACGUGUGGUUGUGUGUUGGUCUGAAUCACCAGGAGAAUUUUGGUGUCAAGUUGAAAGCAGGGAUGCUGAUUUAAAUGCAUUGAGUGAUGACAUACAGGCGCAUUAUGCAACAUUAGGUGAGGACUCUGAAAUAAUGGCACAGCAAAGAGUUGGUAUGCCAUGUGUAGCACCCGUCGAGGAGGAAGGAGUUUGGUAUCGUGCUAUUAUCACCAACUGCAGUGAGGAUCAAACAACUAUUCGAUAUGUGGAUUAUGGAAACACAGCCAUUUUGCAAAAAUCAAAGGUGAAAACCAUUCAAGAAUCAUUGCUUAGCCAGCCAGUGUUUGCAUUCAGGAGCAGUUUAGCUGGAGUCAGUCCUAAAGAUAAUAUCUGGAGUGCAGAAGCCUGUGAAGCAUUUGCAAAUCUUGCUUUCGAAGGUGUCCUAACAGCCUCAGUUACGAAGGUCAUUGAUGAUACUCAUUCCUGUUCUUUGAAAUUGGUUGAUGAUAAUGGGGUAUCACUUAAUCAAAGCUUACUGGAUUCAGCUGUAGCUGUGGCAACAGCAGAUGAUCCUGUUGUGAACACAAAAUGUACUGCAGACACAAAAUUGCCUCAAUAUAUUCAGAUGCCUAUACCCAUUGAACCAGAAAUUGAACUUCAGAUAUCACAUGUUGAAACACCUCACAAGUUCUUUAUCCAGCCAACAUCUAAUGCAGAGGAGCUUGAGCAGAUUUCUGCUAAGGUGAUGAAUAUUGUUCCAUCAGCUUCACCAAUAGAGCAGGUGAGAGUCGGAGAUGUCUGCCUAGCUAAAUAUUCACUAGAUGAGGUUUGGUAUAGAGCUGUGAUUGAUGGAACAGAAGACACAUUAAUAUACGUUACAUUUAUUGAUUAUGGUAACACAGAUGCAUUGCAACUGUCCGACCUCAAGCAGAUACCUGCUGAACUAUGUUCACUUCCAGCACAAGCAUUAGAAUGUAGGCUGUCUUCCGUAGCACCUUUAGGUGAGUCAUGGGAAGAUUCUGCAAGUGUUGCCUUCGAGGAAACUGUAAUAGAGCAGUUAUACAAUGCAACAUUUUCUGGUCAGUCUGUGGAGCUUUAUACUAAAGAGGGAACCCCUUUAAAAGAUAUUCUAAUUGAAGCUGGAAUAUGUAAACUGUCAAAUGUUCCAUCAGAAGAAGAGGAUGUAGCAGCUGUGCAAAGACCUUUAUCUGAUCAUGAAGAAAGGCUUAAUGAGAUUGCUAUUAUUGCUAAAGUAGUUGUGGAAGAUGUUAUUAAGGGAGCCCUAGAAUACCUUAAAGAUGAGUGUCUUGAUCCCAGCAAUUCAAGUGAUGAUCAAGACAUUCAGAGAGAUAGCACUGAAAUUAAAGAGUUUUAUUCACAACAAAAUAAAUCUGAAGUAAUAUCAGAAACAAACCUUGCAAAAGCACUAUUCAAUAACUCUGCUGUAGACAAUGAUAAGGCUACCACUGAACAGUUAACCACUGAGCCAUCAACUGGAAAACAAAUUAUUGCUCCAGCAACAGUGGAAAAAAUAUUGGAUGACAUUGUUGAAGCCAGUGUAAAUCAAGCAGUUGAGAGUACCAGAAUUUUUGAUGAUGCCAGUAUUAUUGAUGCUGUAAGUGAAGUUGCCAAUACCGAUGAGGUUGUGAAUACUUGUGAUGUUGCCAGUACUGGUGUUGUAGAUGAUAUUUCCAGUAAUGGCGAUGUUGCUAGUGCUGGUGAUGUUGUCAGUGAGGUUGCCAGUAAUAGUGCUGCUUCUAGUGAUGUUGCCAGUGCUGGUGAUAUUGUCAGCGAAGUUUCCAGUACUGCUGAUGUUGUCAGUGAUGUUGCUAGUAGUGGUGUCAAUGAUGUCAAUGGUGGUGUCAGUACUGGCUAUGAUGUUCGUAGAAGUGAUGUCACCAGUACUGAUUGCCCUGUGCCAAAAGAUAUACAGGCAACCUCAAGAAAAACUGGAUCUAUUACAGAAGAAUGGGAAGUCAUCAAGACUCCUGAACCAGUAGGGCAGGGAGGUAAUGGAGAGGACAAAAUUAACAUCACUGCCAUUCCACUGCAAGAAAGUGAAUAUGAUGAACCACAAGAAGCCAUUGAAGAGUGUCUCACUUCAGACAGUCAGGAUGAGAAGCCAGAUACUGGUUGCAACAAUGGUGAAGGUAUUGAGGGUGCCUUAUCGGAUGAGAACAUUGAACAGAAUGAUACAAAAUUGCAAGACACAGACGAAGAAUUUCUUGAUGCUGUCGAGGAUGAUAGUGAGCUUUUGCCAGAUGAAGGGACAGCCAAAAAUGAUGACACAACUGGGUUUCAGAAACCUAAUAUACAAUCUGAAAGCAAUGGCGCAAGUCUUGGAUCACAGGAGGCUACAAACCCUCUGGAGUGUGUCAAAAACAAUGGUGAAGCAGUGGAGAACCUCCAUGAGGAGUAAGAUGUUCAUGGAUUUUUUUAAACAAGUUGUUAUUAAGAAAUGUUAUUAAGAGACAUUAGUAUGAUGCAUAUAAAACCCUGCACAGCUUCAAAUAGAUACACUUUCAGCUUUUGGAUAAAAAAAAAAAAGAAGAAAUUGUCAAUCUGGAUGGAAAUAGAUUUAUGUUCUAUUUUGUUUUAAUAUUUGUCUUGAUGUGAAAAUGUUCUUUUUGUAAAUACAACUAGGAGAAAAGAAGUGUAAACGUGACAUUCGUCUGAAUUUGCUGUCUGAUACCUAAGCAUAAUGUGUGGCAAAACACCUGUGCAUGUGGGUAAAAUACAUAUAAAGUUGAAUUGAACAAAGACAACUGUAUUAUGUGGUGAAUACCUGUAAAAGUGUAAGUGUGUUUAACACACAUGCGCAUGAGGAAAGCUUCUGGAUACACAUUAAAAAUAUGUCAUUCUAUGUCAUUUUACAAAUAUCUUUAAAAUAUUGAUGGGUAUGAAUAUGCAAUCAUACCCUCUUUGAAACUGCUUCUGUAGUUCUUCAGGUGUUUCUUCAUAAAUAGAAAAUGCAGAACUAUUAGAAAAAAAAUUAUAUACUAUUGAAUGUAACCAUAAACCAUACACCUGUAUUUUGAGGUUUGUAUUUGGGUUGGUAAAACAACUCUGUAUAUGUGACUGGGUAUAAUACAUACUUAUUUGGUUGGUAAAACACCUACACAUGGUGGCAGCUAAAACAACUGUACAUUUUGGGUAUUGCUUGUUAACUUGUAAAUUUGGGUAAAACACCAGUAAAUUAUGGUAUAAUAUACCAUCUGUGCAUCGGUGUUUAUGUGAGCAUAGAACUUUAAAAUAUAUAGUAAAACAGGUACAGAAAGUGGAUAAAAUGCCAGUACAUGUGUGGGGAAACAUGGGUAUGAAUAAGUAAUCAUACCAUAUUAAAAAAUGUGUCUAGUUCUUUAGAAAGUUUACAACCAAAUAAUGUUUAAUUUUUCUGUAUUAAUCACAUUCUAUAACUUUUUAAAGUAUAUUGAUUUUUAGGUUUAAUAUUGUGUAGUUGACGUUAAAUAAAGUUUUGCAUUGGAUUUCUUCA